Molecule: messenger RNA, 474 nt
Organism: Clonostachys rhizophaga
Lineage: Eukaryota; Fungi; Ascomycota; Sordariomycetes; Hypocreales; Bionectriaceae
Source: the annotation of a GenBank genome assembly
AUGCGGCGUUUCCAGCUGUUGUUAGUACUGGUUCAAGUCCUGGCAACUGGGGUGCUGGGGAUAGAAACGACGAGUAUCCUCAGCGAAUUAAAGAAUCUUCCCGCUUGUGGUGUAGGUUGCUCAGAGAAAGCUGGCCAAUAUGCUAAUCAUCGUCAAAUCCAGACAAACUGCUUCACUUCCGUUAUAAACAAUAACCCCUGCGAUAUAUUCAACGCCACUUGUAUUUGUACCGACACGACCUUCCACGAUGCUGCGCAGAACUGUAUCACGUCUAAUUGCCCUGCUCAGGAGGCUCUGACACAACGGAAACUGAUUGAAACCCCGCCAAAAGACGUCAGCAAGGUUGAAGCGAGAGUUUGCGAGCGGCCGUACCGAACACGUAAAUAUGUAUUAUUUAUACCUAUGAUGGUUGAAGGCCCGUGGUGGUUUUGUCCCUGGAUCCGAUUAUACUCGAGGUGGCUCACUUUGGGGUGA